Molecule: messenger RNA, 321 nt
Organism: Acaulospora colombiana
Lineage: Eukaryota; Fungi; Glomeromycota; Glomeromycetes; Diversisporales; Acaulosporaceae
Source: the annotation of a GenBank genome assembly
AUGGCUCCGACUCGUGCUGUAACGCACCUAAAGGAGUCGGAACAUUCACCUCGGGUUCGUCAGGACGGCCAUGGUGCCGAAGUGGACAUGUGGGGUAUAGGUAGAUACCUGGAAAACAUGGCUUCUCGAGUAACCUGUCAGAUCGCAAAACCGGAUGCUGUCCAGGAAAUGGCGAGGAGGUGGAUGUCGGAUCUUACAAUCAGUGCAGCCACUGCACUCGACGAAGUAAAUGAUUUAGCUGCCAGCACUCCACAGAUGGUUCUUUUGCAGAAUCAUACCCCAUAUGUAGCGAGGGUAUCAAUAGAAUCCACAGCCGACAAG